Messenger RNA from Aethalodelphis obliquidens (Pacific white-sided dolphin), 4199 nucleotides. It is a transcript of the gene HS6ST2, whose product is annotated as heparan sulfate 6-O-sulfotransferase 2. The coding region runs from base 103 to 1947 and encodes 614 amino acids. The transcript has 3 exons. Gene Ontology annotation, cellular component: membrane. Gene Ontology annotation, molecular function: heparan sulfate 6-sulfotransferase activity. Lineage: Eukaryota; Metazoa; Chordata; Mammalia; Artiodactyla; Delphinidae. The record is from RefSeq and is a predicted model, not a curated record.
CCUCUGCUUGUUAAGUGGUUUGAGCUCUUAGGCGUGAGGCAUUAUUACAUAAAUUCAAGCUCGCUCCAGAUCCUUAGUACCCUGAGUUGCCUCAAGGGGGUAAUGGCACUGCCUGCGUGUGCAGCCCGGGCGCUCGGGCCGCCGUUGCAACCGGAGCGAGAAGCGCCCGCCCGCACCACCUGUCCCCGCCGGCAUUCCAGAGUAGAGGCCGAAUUGGCAGCAAGCCGGCCCGGAUCAGUCGCCGCCUCAGUCCGCGCGGGCCCUCCUAGGGGUGUGUCUCGCGGAUUCAACUCCCAGCCGCUCCUGGACGAACCCCUAAAGGCUUCUUCCUCUCUGGCGGGAGCCGCGCGCGCCCCUCUCUUCGCGCUGCUGGCCCGAGGCCGCCGCAGGCGGAUGCACGACCUCAGGAGACGCUGGGACCUGGGCUCCCUCUGCCGGGCCCUGCUCACCCGGGGCCUGGCCGCCCUGGGCCACUCGCUGAAGCACGUGCUCGGCGCGAUCUUCUCCAAGAUUUUCGGUCCCCUGGCCAGCGUCGGGAACAUGGAUGAGAAAUCCAACAAGCUGCUGCUGGCUUUGGUGAUGCUCUUCCUAUUUGCCGUGAUCGUCCUCCAAUACGUGUGCCCCGGCACAGAAUGCCAGCUCCUCCGCCUGCAGGCGUUCAGCUCCCCGAUGCCGGACCCGUACCGCUCGGAGGAUGAGAGCUCCGCGAGGUUCGUGCCCCGUUACAAUUUCAGCCGCGGCGACCUCCUGCGCAAGGUAGACUUCGACAUCAAGGGUGAUGACCUGAUCGUGUUCCUGCACAUCCAGAAGACUGGAGGCACCACUUUCGGCCGCCACCUGGUGCGCAACAUCCAGCUGGAGCAACCGUGCGAAUGUCGCGUGGGUCAGAAGAAAUGCACUUGCCACCGGCCGGGUAAGCGGGAGACCUGGCUCUUCUCCAGGUUCUCCACGGGUUGGAGCUGCGGACUGCACGCCGACUGGACCGAGCUCACCAGCUGCGUGCCCGCCGUGGUGGACAGCAAGCGCGACGCCAGGCUGAGACCGUCCAGGAACUUCCACUACAUCACCAUCCUCCGUGACCCAGUGUCCCGGUACCUGAGUGAGUGGAGGCAUGUCCAGAGAGGGGCGACAUGGAAAGCGUCCCUACAUGUCUGCGAUGGAAGGCCCCCAACCUCCGAAGAGCUGCCCAGCUGCUACACUGGAGACGACUGGUCUGGCUGCCCCCUGAAAGAGUUCAUGGACUGUCCCUAUAACCUAGCCAACAACCGCCAGGUGCGCAUGCUUUCUGACCUGACCCUCGUAGGCUGCUACAACCUGUCGGUCAUGCCCGAAAAGCAGAGGAACAAGGUCCUCCUGGAAAGCGCCAAAUCGAAUCUGAAGCACAUGGCGUUCUUCGGCCUCACCGAGUUUCAGCGGAAGACCCAGUAUCUGUUUGAGAAAACCUUCAACAUGAACUUUAUUUCGCCGUUUACCCAAUAUAACACCACUAGGGCCUCUAGCGUAGAGAUCAAUGAGGAAAUCCAAAAGCGUAUUGAGGGACUGAAUUUUCUGGAUAUGGAAUUGUACAGCUAUGCAAAGGAUCUCUUUUUGCAAAGGUAUCAGUUUAUGAGGCAGAAAGAGCAUCAGGAAGCUAGGCAGAAGCGUCAGGAACAACGCAAAUUUCUGAAGGGAAGGUUCCUUCAGACCCAUUUCCAGAGCCAGAGUCAGGGCCAGAGCCAGAAUCCGAGUCAGAAUCCGAGUCAGACCCCAAACCUAAAUGCCAGUCAGAAUGUGACUCAGAAUCUGAUUCAGAAUCUGAUUCAGAAUCUGACUCAGAGCUCGGGUCAGAAUCCGAGCCCGAAGGAGAAUCGGGAAAGCCAGAAGCAGAGCCCUGGCCAAGAGCAGAGCGAUGGCAACACCAGCAAUGACACCCAUGACUACAUAGGCAGUGUAGAGAAAUGGCGCUAAAUGGCUCCCAAAGGCUUUUGCACACUUCUCCCAAAGCGCCAGUCAAAAUAGGGCAAGUCUUCAAACAUGAGAGUGUCCAAACACAUCCUGCUUCCUUAAGUUUGGAAGUUACAAAAGUUAAGAUGUUGCCUUUACAGUUGCCUUUCAAUUCAGUGUUCUACUGUGCGUGGGUAAAACAAAUUUCAAUAUGUAAUUAAAUUGUCUUUUUUUUCUUUUUUGUUUGUGGGGAAUUUAUAAAAUCCAAAAGGCAAACCAGACUCAUCAGAAAUUGCUGUUUAGAUAUUUUCAGAAGUUCUUAAAUUAGUCAUAGAGACAAAAUGAAAACAUAAAAUGUGGCCGUUUAACUUACAGCUAAGAAAUGGACUUUACAUUAUUCAUGAUACACUGUUGAAACCCAGUCUUGGAAGCAAACAUUUUUUUCCAGGGGUAAGCAUGAAUAUAACACAAAAGAAACUAAAAUUAAACACGAACCUGUUCAUUUUCUUCUGAUUUUAACAAGGAAUCUAUUUUAAAAGAAUAAGAACUGAUGGUAGAGUUUACCAAACUGUAGAAAAUGAAAAACUUCUCUCCCAAACAUGGGUAGUUUUAUGUAAAAAUAUUGGCUUUCGAGUAGAACGGGACUCAUAUCUUGUUAUUUCAGAGAUGUUUAAAAUUUUAAACUUUUUCUGCCUUCUACUAUUUAAAGGUUUUAAACAGGGUGUAUCUCAUAUUAAAUAAAACACUUUUUCCAAAUGGAGUACCAAUGCAAAGAUCUAAUUUCCAGAUGAUUUCUGGGCACUGUAAUUUCAACAAUUCUGGACUCUUUUUGGCACUGCUUCUCAUUCAUUUUAAAGCUUCUCCUAGUUGUGCUCAUUCCAAACUAACCCGUUUUAGAAUCUUUCUUCAUCAUCUAAAUGGUGUGUUGCUGAAUUCAUUGUGAUAAUAUAAUCCUGGAUUAAAGUCGGGACUUUCUUUCUGUAGAAUUGUCUUAUCAAUGUUUGUGUAGUGAGGUCCUUAUCAAGAAACUCUUGAACAGGAUAAUGUGUCUUAAAAUAUUGCUCAAGUUAUUAUUCUUGAUCAGAUAGAAUUAAACCUGAAUGUGAAUGAAUUGUUAUUUACUUUUUGUGCAUUUUUAUUGUAAUGUUUCCAGUUGGGCUGGCUAUUUUCUAGCCCAUUAGUUCUUUUUCAUGUUGACAGAGUAUAGACAAUUACAAGAGAAAAAACAAGGCUAGAAGAAGCACUAGGAUAGUCAGCAUUAUUCAGUAACACCAAAAGCUUUACCUCCAUACUUUGGGUGAACCGUGUACCAGGUUUUGUUUUGAGAAAACAAAAGGCAGGAGUGUUCUGCAUUGAGGUUAAACAUCAGAAGCAUAUGGAUUGAAGAAAGUGAUUUGGUAUUGGAAGUCUGUGCAGAAAUACUUUUAGGGUAUCAACUGCGAAUUGCGCAGGGCACAAGGAAGGAUGUAACCCACCGUGCAAGCAGGCAUCCUGAUUCUGGGCAGUUUCCAUUUUACGGGUUUUGCUAUCCUUUCAUAAGGACUUAUGCUAAGCCCCUGGCUGUCAAUCAAAAAGGCAACUGGAAGUGGCAUUUAUGUUUUCACGAGGGACAUGCUUAGAAGUGUGACCAUAAAGUCACAUCUUGUACAAUCUGCUCAUUUGCAUGAUCUAGUUUCAUCUGUAAUAAUAAGGCCACAAGCUGGACAAGAAGCUGAGUACUUGGUUAAAAAAUAAAUGUUCUUGACUCUGCACUUGUAUCAGUAGAUCUAAAUUUUGUUUUGUCCGACAGUAUCGCAGUCCUGGGAAUCUGAGAACUGGAAAACUGAAAGGAAAAAAAUUUUCAAAAUCCAAAACAUCUUGAAGUCAAACUGUUUUAGAGUGAAACUAUUUUGUGUACUUUGUGUUUUUAAACUAAUGAUUCUGUAGAUCACUGUGGUAUUUCAAUUUUGUUUUGUUUUGAUUGAUAUUGUUUGCUCUUAAAACUGAUAGGUACUGCUGGAAAGCAGGUUGAAGCCCGAGCCAGUGGAAAAGCUUGUUACAGAAAAAAAUAUUUUGUGUUAUUGCUGUGGUGUGCAUGGUUUGCAGAGAUUAAGUGCAUUUUCUCUGUCUAUACUGAUUUAUUGUAUAUAGGGGACGUUAUAAAUAUACAUUUUGGUCACCAUCAUGUAAAUCCCAUGAUUUUGACUGUAAACAUCUUUCCAGUGGUGUAGCUUUACAAACCAUUCACUGAUUUUUGUGUAAUUUAACAAUAGAUAUGAAAUAAACUUUAAAUUACA